Molecule: messenger RNA, 2935 nt
Organism: Hemicordylus capensis (graceful crag lizard)
Lineage: Eukaryota; Metazoa; Chordata; Lepidosauria; Squamata; Cordylidae
Product: melanoregulin-like
Exons: 5
Coding region: 381-1091 (236 amino acids)
Biological process (GO): melanosome transport
Cellular component (GO): melanosome
Source: RefSeq, a predicted model, not a curated record
CCAAGGUCCCUUCCAGCUCUAUAGUUCUACUGUUCUAAUCCUGUGGUCUUUUUCUUGAGGAAGAGAUGAAAAACAAAUCUACUUUUCAUUCUGUCUUGGGUCAAGGACCACAAUACACUAUUUCAGACUGUGCAUUUUGUUAGAGGCCUUGAGCUGUGUGGGGGAAAUCUCACAUGAUCAUUGCUUAUGACUUGAUAUAGUUAGAAAGCAUUUUAAAAACUCCUUGGUCUCUCUUGCAAGCACAGUUCUUCUGCCGCAUGGAAUAACAUCUGUCCCAUCAAUUCCCUCUCUCCCUUCGGUUUUUGAUUUGUUUUAUAACAUUUUGAUAUGCCGGUCACAGGCAUGUCUUAAAACCUGCAAUCUUUGCAAGAGCAAGUGAGAUGGAUUUCUGGUACAAAGUUUGCUGCUGCUGUUGCCAUAGAGAAGAAGAACUGGAGAAAAAUCCACUGCUUGUUGGUGACACGCUUCAGUAUUUCAACAAGCUGGCGAAACGCCGGCGCUCAGAGGCAGUCAACUUGUGGAACGAGCCUGUGGACAGCACCCAUAUGGAGCGGGAUGAUGACCAUGAGCUCUACAUGUUGCUCCAGAAAAGGUCUAAAAUGAAACGGGGGUCAGAGGGCUAUCGACGUUUGAGCUUCGACAUCAGUGCCCACCGACAAAUCCGCCGGAAAGUGAAAGACCGAUGGAAGCAAAUCCUGGAAGUUUUAGGAUUCGAAAAUGAAGCAGAUGGACUCCUCACAGUCACCUCCAGCACCGCGUAUGAAUCUCUCCGCAACCCUCAAGAAGCUCGCAGACUUCACAGUGCCCUGGCUGAGCAGACGGCCAUUUUUGGUAGACACCGUGGUGGUCCACCAGAGAGAUACCUUUUUGUCCUGGACAGGCUGAUUCUCCUUGAUGUUGGAGAGGACUUCCUGUCUGCCACUCGACACUUCUAUCCUGUGCAGGAGGAGGAAGAGGAGGAGAAGGAGGAGGACAGAUCUUCCAGUGACGAAAAGCCUUCUAGCCCUGGCCCUGUCUUGGUCAAACUGAGCAACGGAGCUCAGGAAGAGGCCGAGGAGGAGGAGGAGGAAGAGGAAGUAUUUGAGGAGUAAGAUGCAGAGAAGGAGGAGGCAGAGAAAGCGAAAAAGGUUGAGGGAAGACACAGUGGAAUGGAACCAAUUCAGUCUUUGGCUGGCAGAACAAAUGCAACUGAUGUCUUGGGAAUUACAACAGGUUUAGAGGUUGAAUAAGAGUUACUGGCAUCACUACUGAAUUACAGGCCUGCACACACACACACACACACACACACACACACACACACCUCCCUUUCCCAUGCACACAUUUCUCCCCUGCCCGCUUUGAUAUUGUAACCCGUAUUAAAAUAGUGCCAUGGGUUAACAGAACUGGCACCCACUUCUCACAAGGCUCAGUCUAUAGGUCAUCUUCUGUCUUGUGCAGAUAAAAUGGGGGAGGAGGGAGGAAAUUCUCUUGCACAUUUUGAGAGCACGAAUUGGAGCAGAAAUAUUCUCCUGACCGGAAAUUAGGGGUUUCCAUGCGGCCCCUUGAUGCCUUAAUACUGAAAUUUUGUUCAGAUGUUUUGCUUCUUUGCACCAUAACAAAGCUCAGGACAGUAAGGAGUAUCACCUUAAUUUUCAAGGCUUGCUUAUUUCUGUCUUGCAUAUGGCAGGAAUGAAGGCUGAGAGGGGACCACUUCCUGCAGCCUGUUGCUAUAUCAUCUGUCUGCUGCCCUGCAUAUACUUAAGCCUACAGUGCCCAUUCUAUUAUCUAUUUACAAAAGGGAAAUCAGAAAUUGAGAGAUAAUUGCUUGCCCAAGAAGAUCUAACCCAAUUAGUCUUUUGACAAUGAGGUGAGGGGUUGAUUGCAUCCAGGCCUCUCCAAACAACGUCUUCUCUGAUGGACUGUCAUAAUCUUAGAGCAUUUCUCUGGCUCCCUUAGACCAGUGUUUCCUGGAUUUCUGAGAACUAAUCAUGUUUUUCUAGGCAGAGGGAAUCCAAGUCAUGGCAAAUGGUGUGGCAAAAGGUUUAACCCACUCUCCCGUGAUACAGUAGUCCUGAUCUGUGUGAGCUUGAACCAGCUGCUAUUUAUUGAAUAAAAAUGAAGUGUGCUAGCAAUCACCAGCUAAAGUUACAUCUACUUUGACACUGUGGCACUCCUUUUUCCAAAUUUAAAACAAAGGCAUACAAGUCCUUAAGGCUGCAAAUAUAAGCCUGAAAAUCUGUGGAUGAUGCUUACUGAAAAGCACUUCAGAUAUUCAUGACUUGGCAGAACUUCUGUGGUCUGCAUGGACCUCUGCCCCCCCUCCCCUGCCCACAAGAACUAUACAUUUUGCAUAGGAGAAGCAUGCAAACUUACUGGUUUUCUCAAAUAUAUGUUGGAAAAUUGAUUUGUUUUCAAAUGGUUGUGCAUGCUUUGAAUUCCUCUGAGUCUACAGAGCUCUUCCAACUCUGUAGUGGGAGGCUGUGUGGUCUGCAGUUGUGUUGAACAAAUCCUGGAAUGUGGAUUUUCAGUCCAGAAUUCAGCAUCCUAGGAAUCUUGGCCUACUAUUUUUUUAAAAAGAAGCAAGUUUCUAGUUCUUAGGAAGGUGACAACCGGCUUGAAAAUGAAUGAGCUGUGCUGAAUGAAUCUCAAAAGGCAAAGGUGCAGCUGAAUUGGAUUCCUGCCAGACAGGCAUUGGGCUUCUGGCAUCCUGCAUAGCUCCUUGCUCUUUCCCAUCACUAGCAGAAGCUGAAUAUGUUCUGCAAAAUAUGACAAUUAAUGCAAAUUAGCUUAAUUUGCAGAAUUCGGGGUUUGGUUUUUGGCAUACCUAGGGGUGUGUGUGUGUGUGUGAGAGAGAGAGAGAGAGAGAGAGAGAGAGAGAGAGAGAGAGAUAUUUUGUUUCUAUUCAUUUAUGUUUAAAUUGUAUUUUAUUUUACAUAAACCUUUACCAUUAACUGUC